This is a messenger RNA of Mizuhopecten yessoensis (Yesso scallop), 1306 nucleotides long. RefSeq lists its product as uncharacterized. The transcript has 2 exons. Gene Ontology annotation, molecular function: sulfotransferase activity. Bases 338 to 1129 code for a protein of 263 amino acids. Gene Ontology annotation, cellular component: membrane. The record is from RefSeq and is a predicted model, not a curated record. NCBI's taxonomy places the organism in Eukaryota, Metazoa, Mollusca, Bivalvia, Pectinida, Pectinidae. Gene Ontology annotation, biological process: carbohydrate biosynthetic process.
GUCCUUGUCCGGAAUAUCUUAUUUCGUACAGAGGUAUCGUUCAUGUGAGACAAGUAUACGUGGUAUAGUGGCGAAGUCUGUAUCAGACGUCCCGGAGAACUUUUACCGACCCUCUCGUCAAGCUCUGACGCGUCUCGAUAGAUUGUAUUAUGGUUGUCAAUCCGAAUGCGUCAAAGGCUACAGACUACGGUACAACCAAACCAAAUCAAGGUAUGAUUAUUCCAGGAAGGCCAAUAUCUCUGUAUGUAGUGUUCCAAAGGCCGGGAGUACACUAUUUACACUGGUUCUCCUCGCCCUGGAGGUCCCGGAGGGGACAGACAUAGAAACUAUAUUCCAGAUGAAACGGAGUUUGGUGCAUGCUCAAUCUGGCCGUUACUUACGGAAAGCAUACAGGCAAAGUGUGCCAGCUAGAAACGUCCUAGUUACCAGAGAUCCCUAUCGAAGAUUGUUUUCCGCUUAUGUUGACAAACAAAUGCUAAGGCUACCAACACAUGAUGUUAACUCGAGCAAGUUGAUAUGUGGCAACUAUGUGACCUUCGAUCGUUUCCUCAGUCACAUCUUGUCUAAAGGAUUCCGGGGAGGGUAUCUAGAUCGCCAUGUUGCUCCGAUAGCUUUGUUGUGUGAACCAUGUGACACGAGAUAUGAAUUUGUCGCCAAACAAGAAACGUUGACGGAAGAUAUCACUUUUCUUCUAGAGAAUGUAACCGUCGUACCAAAACGCACAAGGGAAUUAAUUUUACGUGUGUUACAUGGAGAGGUGAACGCGAGAACUCUGAUUGGUGUGAUCGACACUUUGGUGCAAAGAGCCUUAGACACAUGCAGUAACAUACUGGACUACAUCUCAUCCCUCUGGACAGUGUUUAAAAUCCAGGGAAUCAUACGUUAUGACAUUGUGUUUCCUCGGGAGUAUCUGGAGCAGCUUCCCACUGUAGACGUGAGUGUCGUUACGUCAGUUGUUAAACAGGCGAUUGCCUUCCACCCUCUGACCAUUGAGGACAGAAAUAAACAGAGGCGGCACGCGCUGGUGACGGCCUACGCCGGGGUCUCCUCUCACACUAUUCGAGGGAUACAGGACAUGUACUUUAAAGACUUUGUGCUGUUUGAUUACGAUAUCCAACCUCCAUUAUAAUAAUAUAUAUAAUCAUAUAACAAUGCAUUGUUUGCUAUAUGUAUAUACAACAUUAUCUAUAUGGGUAAAGGCAGUAAUAUUAACGGUAGGUUCACAAAUAACACUGGAUCAUUGAAAACGUAGGUUUGUAGGAUACGAAUCACUUAGAAUUUGGCAACAUCAUAUUGUCAACAUUAU